Molecule: messenger RNA, 2448 nt
Organism: Neoarthrinium moseri
Lineage: Eukaryota; Fungi; Ascomycota; Sordariomycetes; Amphisphaeriales; Apiosporaceae
Exons: 3
Coding region: 1-2448 (815 amino acids)
Biological process (GO): DNA-templated transcription; regulation of transcription by RNA polymerase II
Cellular component (GO): nucleus
Molecular function (GO): zinc ion binding; RNA polymerase II cis-regulatory region sequence-specific DNA binding; DNA-binding transcription activator activity, RNA polymerase II-specific
Source: RefSeq, a predicted model, not a curated record
AUGCAAGCACCGCGGCGACAACAACGCCGCCGACCGCCCCGAUCCUGCGCAGAAUGCCGUAGGCGCAAGAUCAAGUGCGACCGGGACCAGCCGUGCAGCCAGUGUGUCCUGUCGAAUGGUCGCUGCCUAUAUGAUGGCGGAGCCGGAAAUACGACCUCGCAACACCAGCGACGGCCUAGGCUGUCUGUGCCAAGCUCGGGAUCGGGCUCCGGAGCAGUCCCAUCAUCUAGAGGGAGUCGGACCGGAACCGCCGGGCCGCACCCGCACCAGCGUCAGCCAGCAGCGGUGUCUCAAGCACCGCCGCCUCUGACUGUCAGCCUGACCGAGGUGCAAAGGUAUCAUGACCAACCGUCGUCGAGGCCGUCUAUCAAUCCCGAUGGGAGGAGAGAGGGUGAAGUGCAUGAUGAUGCGCUCGGGGGACAACUAACCCGUCGUCUCCAGUCGCUUGAGGAAUGGCUUUCGAAAUAUGCUGCCGAGGUGGCGGCGGCGACCGGGAUGGCUUCGAAUUUAGCAUCCUCGCGUAGUGACAAUUGCAGCCAUGAGCAUGGUGAUAAUAAUGACGGGUACCACAUGGCGGAGGCCGGCCUGGAAGGUGGCGAUCAGCUGGUGCUGCACAAAUCGAGGCUGUUUGGUCAGACGCACUGGACAAAUGCCGUACAUGAGUUCAAGAGGAUUGCCGCGUUCAUGAGGAACGAGGCCAGGAGCUCGCUGGAGACCGCGACCACAACUACGGCCAACACGGCCGCCAGCGUCCAACAAGUGCGAGCGCUCCUGCAACAGUGCAAGAAUCUCUCAAAGACUUUGAAAACGACUCGGCCGGGAAGAUUUCUAUCUCAUCCAGAAUCUGUUGCAUAUACUAGAGAUGCAGCGGACCAUUUAGCACGGCUAUAUAUCUCACAUUUCGAAUCUGUGUUCCGCAUCCUCCACGUGCCGUCGUUUUGGUCAGAGUGGGAGAACUACUGGGCGGAUCCCGCGGCAGCCAUGGAUGUGACGACGCUGAGGGUCCAACUUGUCGUCGCCAUCGGGUCGGAGCUUUCCGGGGACGAGCAGCCAUCUUCGUCAUCGAGAGAUGUCCGCCAGACGGCUUGCCGAUGGGUGUUCGCUGCACAGGACUGGCUGGCUGCACCGCUUGAGAAGGACCGGUUGAGUCUGGAUUGCAUCCAGAUACAAUGCCUGCUAAUGCUGGCUCGCCAGGUGCUCUCCAUCGGUAGCGAUUUAAGUUGGGUUGCGAUGGGCACGCUUCUACGCUGCGCUAUACAAUUGGGCCUGCACCGCGACCCGAAGCAUUUCCCGUCGAUGAGUCUUCUUGAGGCCGAAGUACGGAAAAGACUAUGGGCAACCAUUUUGGAACUAAACAUUCAGACGUCGCUGGAUUCCGGCACGCCGCCAGGCAUAUCACAUGGCGACUUCGACACAGGUCCGCCGUCGAAUGUAAACGACGAAGAUCUAGACGCAUCGAUGACGGCGCGCACUCUUAAGCAGCAACCCGACAGGGUCACAACUCAGACUUCGUUACAGCGCUUUCUGUUGCGGAAUCUACCGGACCGGCUUGAAAUGUUGCACUGCAUGAACGGCAUAGACAAAACACUGAAGGACGAGGAUGUCCUAUCACUCAGCGCGAGAAUCGGAAAAGCCUGUCGGGAGUGCGUCCCGUAUUGCCAGCCGAUGCAAAGUGAAUCAGAAGUUGCAGAAACCGAAAGAAACGAAGCCGACAUCGCGAUUUUCAGGCGAGCCACGGCCCAGUUCCUGCUACGCCGCUUCCUAUUAGUCCUCCAUAGGCCACUCGCAGGCCGCAUCAACGAGAACGCGCUGUACUACCACUCUCGCAAGGUUAGUUUCGACACGGCUGCUGCGCUUCUGAAGCCCGUGAACAGUACCAACGCCAAGUUUUCACGCCUUAUGAUUCGUGGUGGCGGCAUGUUCCGCAGUUGCCUCAAUCAUAUCUCGCUGGCUCUAGCUUCAGAGCUGCUUAUUGAGAUCGGAAAUGUGGGAGAAGAAGGGGAAAAGGGAGGGAGUUCGGCUUAUCGCCAAUUACUUGAAGAUGCUGUCAAGGAAGUACGCGACCUUUGGGCCGAGAGGUUGAGGCGUGGGGAUACUAAUGUGCGGUUGCACAUGAAGCUUAGCAUUGUGCUGGGAAUGGUGGAAAAGGAAGAGGACGAGGAAGAGAGAGGGGCCAGGGGCAGGACCGGUGGUGGAGGCGACGUUGGAAUUUCGACACAGCAGCGUAUGACGAAGAGCGCCCAGGAGAGUCUGGAGACUUGUAUUCGCUUGAUCAAGAGGAGCUUCUCUGACUGGUCUAUUACUGGGAGUGAGGGUCGUGCUGUGGACGAGCCGAUGUAUUUGACGGAUUACUCUUUUGAUUUGGGGGAUGAUACCUUUCGGACUUCUGAGCUGGGUGUAGGUUUAGCAGGCGGAGGGGAAUUUAGUCCGAACGCGUUGCUGUUCUGA